AUGGACGUGGGUAGCAAAGAAGUCUUGAUGGAGAGUCCACCGGACUACUCUGCAGCUCCCAGGGGCCAGUUCCGUAUCCCCUGCUGCCCGCUGCAUCUCAAGCGCCUUCUCAUCGUGGUGGUGGUGGUGGUCCUUGUCGUCGUGGUGAUCGUGGGGGCCCUGCUCAUGGGUCUUCACAUGAGUCAGAAGCAUACCGAGAUGGUCCUUGAGAUGAGCAUUGGGGCACCAGAGGCCCAGAAACGCCUGGCCCUCGGCGAGCAUGCGGAUUCCACUGCCACCUUCUCCAUUGGCUCCAACGGCAUCAUUGUGUAUGACUACCAGCGGCUCCUGACCGCCUACAAGCCAGCCCCAGGAACCUACUGCUACAUCAUGAAGAUGGCUCCGGACAGCAUCCCCAGUCUUGAGGCUCUCACUAGGAAAUUCCAGAACUUUCAGGUUAGGUCCUCUCGCCAGGUCAAGCCGGAGGCACCUGCCUCUAAGCUUGGGCAGGAAGAAGGGCACGAGGCAGGCUCAGAGCCUUCCGGAGACCUCGCUUUCCUGGGCCUUGCUGUGAGAACUUUGUGUGGAGAGCUGCCUCUCUACUACCUGUAG
This is a messenger RNA of Jaculus jaculus (lesser Egyptian jerboa), 591 nucleotides long. It is a transcript of the gene Sftpc, whose product is annotated as surfactant protein C. Gene Ontology annotation, cellular component: alveolar lamellar body; extracellular region. Bases 1 to 591 code for a protein of 196 amino acids. Gene Ontology annotation, biological process: respiratory gaseous exchange by respiratory system. The record is from RefSeq and is a predicted model, not a curated record. Lineage: Eukaryota; Metazoa; Chordata; Mammalia; Rodentia; Dipodidae. The transcript has 5 exons.